AUGCCUACCAGCCCUGGCCCUGCUCCUUUUGUGCAUCCAAGUGAAAUUGUUUUCCAGGUCGGAGAAUGUCCAAAAACGGAGACAUUUUGCGUGCUCAACCCAUUCCCUCAUGACAUCAUUUUCAAAGUUGACAACCCAUACCCAAAUAUUUGCUUCUUAUCCCUACAGCAAGGCCUUCUCCGUAGCUCAAACAAGGUGUAUAUAGAGCUCACAUGCACAUCUGCAGCAUCUCCAUUUGAAGGGUCACUGCAAGUGAGGUUUUUCAAGUGCUCAAGAACGAGACACAGCCAGCGACCUCAUGUGCAGCAGUAUAUCGGUUUUCGUGAGAUCAAACUUGUGGUCUUAUCCAGUGGAAAUGAAAAAGAGAGAUCCGCCACUGGUUUUCCAGAAUGUUCCGCAGGCAGCAGUAGUGGCAGCAUCCCUGGUAGCAAAAGUGUGGGCUUCAGUAACUCAGGAAAAAGAUUUCAGAUUGUAUCCAGUCUAGCAUUAGUGUUUCUCUUCCUGCUCUCUGGUUUUGUCUGUAACCAAAUUAAUGAGACCUGGUUCGCCACUAACAUCGGAGCAGUCACACCUCACACAUGUGCUGUUGUCUGUUACACAUUAGCCUUUGUGUUGCUGGUACGAAUACUGACGUUAAGAUGA
Candidula unifasciata is the source of this 642-nucleotide messenger RNA. NCBI's taxonomy places the organism in Eukaryota, Metazoa, Mollusca, Gastropoda, Stylommatophora, Geomitridae. The record is from the annotation of a GenBank genome assembly.